CGAUAAACAAGCUCUUUUCUCUCAUACACACGUACCAUGGUUAAAGACACCAAGAGAUCGGUCCUGAAGAGAUCCCGUGAUGCGGAUUCGCCUAAGAUUUCCAAAAAAGUCAAGCAGGCGCCAGAGUCCUCUGACGAGGAUGUGGAGCUCCAGAAUGCCGAGUUGGUGAACGAAUUGGACGACGAGUUCGAGGAGAUUGCCGAGUUGCUCGACGGUGACGUGAAAGACCCAGAAACCAAGCGUAGCAAGAAGCAACAGGUUCGGGAAAUCACCGCGGAGGACGAGUUGGCAACCAACCAGAUCGCCACCAAGCCGACCGAAGACACGUCCAUCACAACCUCCGAGCUCUUCACAGACUUGGAGUUGUCUGAAAACACCUUAAAGGCGGUCCAGGAGAUGGGGUUCUCCAAGAUGACCGAGGUCCAGGCUAAGACCAUCCCGCCGCUUAUGGCUGGUAAGGAUGUGUUGGGUGCUGCCAAGACCGGCUCUGGUAAGACGUUGGCAUUUUUGAUCCCCGCGAUUGAGAUGUUGUACUCCUUGAGAUUUAAGCCAAGAAACGGGACUGGUGUGGUGGUCAUCACCCCGACCAGAGAGUUGGCGUUGCAGAUUUUCGGUGUGGCCAGGGAGUUGAUGGCGCACCACUCGCAGACCUUUGGGAUUGUCAUCGGCGGUGCCAACAGAAGAGCCGAGGCUGAGAAGUUGGCCAAGGGGGUCAACUUGUUGAUUGCAACCCCAGGGAGAUUCUUGGAUCAUUUGCAGAACACCCCAGGCUUUGUCUACAAGAACAUGAAGGCGCUCAUCAUCGACGAGGCCGACAGAAUCUUAGAGAUUGGGUUCGAAGACGAAAUGAAGCAGAUCAUCCGCAUUUUACCGAAGGAAAACAGACAGACCAUGUUGUUCUCGGCCACUCAGACCACCAAGGUUGAGGAUUUGGCCAGAAUCUCCUUGAGACCGGGUCCGUUAUACAUCAACGUCCACAGCGCGCAGGACACCUCUACCGCCGACGGCUUAGAACAGGGCUACGUGGUUUGUGAGUCUGACAAGCGUUUUUUGUUGUUGUUCUCCUUUUUGAAGCGCAAUGUGAAGAAAAAGAUCAUUGUGUUUCUCUCAUCCUGUAACUGUGUCAAGUAUUUCGGUGAGUUGUUAAACUACAUCGAUCUCCCGGUGCUAGACUUGCACGGCAAGCAAAAGCAGACCAAGAGAACCAACACGUUCUUCGAGUUCUGUAACGCCAAGUCGGGGAUCUUGGUGUGCACUGACGUCGCCGCCAGAGGCUUGGACAUUCCUGCGGUUGACUGGAUCGUUCAGUUCGAUCCACCUGAUGAUCCAAGAGAUUACAUCCACAGAGUCGGGAGAACCGCCAGAGGCAGUGCCGGGAAGGGAAAGUCGUUGAUGUUCUUGACCCCAUCCGAGUUGGGUUUCUUGAGGUACUUGAAGGCUGCCAAGGUGCCUUUGAACGAGUUCGAGUUCCCAACUUCCAAGAUUGCCAACGUGCUGUCCCAGUUGGAAAAGUUGAUAGCCUCGAACUAUCACUUGCACUCCUCCGCCAAGGACGGCUAUAGAUCGUACUUGCAGGCAUACUCUUCGCACCACUUGAAGACGGUGUACGCAAUUGACAAGUUGGAUUUGGUCAAGGUGGCCAAGUCCUUCGGGUUCAAGGUGCCACCUAAGGUGAACAUUACCAUUGGUGCCAGUGGCAAGACCGCUGAAAAGCAGCAGCAGAAGAGAAAGAACACCAGAAAGCAGCAGUAGGCUGCAAUGUACAUUAUAAUAUAGCGCGUGCGACUCUUGAGGUCAGGUUAAAUGAGUAGAACUGUUUGCGACGCAUGGGGUCAGGACAAUGCUAACUUGUGUGACAACAGCCCGGGCUGAGACGGCAAAAUACCAUGCUCAAUGCAAGAGCCGUAGACUGGAAUCUAACUGAGCUAUAGUAGUGAAUUCAAGCUCUUUUAAGGAAUAUCAUGGAUACGC
Messenger RNA from Babjeviella inositovora NRRL Y-12698, 1971 nucleotides. It is a transcript of the gene HAS1, whose product is annotated as ATP-dependent RNA helicase. Gene Ontology annotation, molecular function: nucleic acid binding; ATP binding; RNA helicase activity. Lineage: Eukaryota; Fungi; Ascomycota; Pichiomycetes; Serinales. The coding region runs from base 37 to 1752 and encodes 571 amino acids. The transcript has a single exon. Gene Ontology annotation, biological process: maturation of LSU-rRNA from tricistronic rRNA transcript (SSU-rRNA, 5.8S rRNA, LSU-rRNA). The record is from RefSeq and is a predicted model, not a curated record. Gene Ontology annotation, cellular component: nucleolus.